This is a messenger RNA of Corylus avellana, 1113 nucleotides long. Its product is annotated as Cysteine proteinases superfamily protein. Gene Ontology annotation, biological process: protein deubiquitination. NCBI's taxonomy places the organism in Eukaryota, Viridiplantae, Streptophyta, Magnoliopsida, Fagales, Betulaceae. Gene Ontology annotation, molecular function: cysteine-type deubiquitinase activity. The record is from RefSeq and is a predicted model, not a curated record.
AGAGAGAGAGAGAAAGAAUGACUUAUGGUCCAAGGCUUAAAGCGUUAGCUAUAACUAUCUUCUUUUCAAAGUUAGAAAAUCUGCGACGCUCUCUCUUCUUUCUUUGCCUUCUUCCUCUCCGUUUCACAUCUGGGGUGGUAUCGUCAGCUAUCCGUUUGAGGUAGUAUGAAUGAAAGCUACAGCAAUGCAAGUGCAAGUGCAAGUGCAAGCUCGAGCUCGAGUUUGAAUAGCAGCUUCCAGGAUACAGAGGAUGACCAAACCAUCGCAAGCAUCUUAGGGGAAGAAGAAAAUUCAAAACUUAAUGGCAGGCUUGGGAAGAGACUCUCCCAUUUGGAUUCCAUCCCCCAUACUCCGCGGGUUAAUGGGGAGAUUCCUGAUGUAAAUGAUGCAACCUUAGACCAUGAGCGGCUGUUUGAAAGGUUGGUCACAUAUGGGUUAGCUGAACUGCAAAUGGAGGGUGAUGGGAAUUGUCAGUUUCGAGCUUUAGCAGAUCAGUUGUUUCGCAAUCCAGACUAUCACAAGCAUGUAAGAAAGCAGGUCAUCAAGCAGCUAAAGCAUUUCAGAAAAUUAUAUGAAAGUUAUGUCCCAAUGAAGUACAAAAUCUACCUAAAGCAGAUGAAGAAAUUAGGUGAGUGGGGAGAUCAUCUUACUCUACAAGCGGCUGCUGACCGAUUUGGAGCCAAAAUUUGUUUAGUCACCUCUUUUCGUGACACUUGUUAUAUUGAGAUCCUUCCCAAAGACAACAAUCCGACCAGAGAGCUGUGGCUGAGCUUUUGGAGUGAAGUACAUUAUAAUUCAUUGUAUGGAAGUGGAGAUGUUCCCACCAGGGUUGCCAGAAAAAAGCAUUGGCUUUUCUAGAGUUAAAACUGUUCGUUUACUCCCCAAUACUGGCCAGCGUUUACUUGAUGACAUUGCGCUUUUUUGUAUAUGAAAAUGCAUUAUAGUUUGAUCCUGCAGCUUCAGUUGUAACUCUUACUUGAUAAAGAGGAUGGUGGAGCCUAGUCUACCAUGAAACUUUUUACAUUCUUUUUAUCUUUCUCUUCAUUUCCUAAAUAACAACUAUAUUAGAAUUGUUAUCAGCCUUGUAUUUCAAGAAGCAGACACUUUUUAUUA